Molecule: messenger RNA, 1285 nt
Organism: Rhagoletis pomonella (apple maggot)
Lineage: Eukaryota; Metazoa; Arthropoda; Insecta; Diptera; Tephritidae
Gene: Rap2l
Product: ras-related protein Rap-2c
Exons: 4
Coding region: 411-959 (182 amino acids)
Biological process (GO): negative regulation of cell migration; Rap protein signal transduction
Cellular component (GO): plasma membrane
Molecular function (GO): GDP binding; GTP binding; GTPase activity
Source: RefSeq, a predicted model, not a curated record
UCGCCCUGUUCUGUUUCAAAGUGGUUAAGAUUCAGCAUCGACCACAAUCAAUGUUAUUAUUGACGCUUACUGUAUAUAUGUGGUGAAACAUAUUGCAUUUUUGCAUUUGUAAUUUUAAUAAAGAAAAAAUAUUUUUACAACUCAAUAAACAAAGUAUUAAGUGCGUCUAAUAGUUAUAUUAAAAAAGUUAAUAUCGACUCUCUAGUUUGCCAUGUAAUGAAGUUCAGCAUAUUUCUAUAUUUUCGAUAUUCCUCGUGUUAGCAUUUGGUAUACAAUAGUCAAGUACUUUGUUUAGAACUGACAAGAAAGAUUUAAUUAACUUCCAACAAUAGCAGUGCAAUAAGCUUUACAGUCGGUCCAUUUGACUGGCCAGUCUCCUUUGAGACUCACGGAAGAUAAAGUUUUAAAAAAUGCGAGAGUUCAAAGUGGUUGUAUUGGGUUCGGGCGGUGUCGGCAAGUCUGCCCUUACUGUUCAAUUCGUUUCCGGGUGCUUUAUUGAAAAGUACGAUCCCACCAUUGAAGACUUCUACCGAAAAGAAAUAGAGGUGGAUAAUUCCCCUUGCGUUCUGGAAAUUUUAGAUACCGCUGGCACAGAACAGUUUGCAUCAAUGAGGGACUUAUAUAUUAAGAAUGGACAUGGUUUUAUUGUAAUGUAUUCUUUGACAAACCAUCAAACUUUUCAGGAUAUAUCAAGCAUGAAAAAUGUUAUAACAAGAGUUAAGGGAAGUCAACCGGCUCCAAUUUUACUAGUCGCAAAUAAAAUUGAUUUAGAUUGCCAAAGAGAAGUUUCUACCGAAGAAGGGAACGCUCUUGCACGACAAUGGGACUGUCCGUUUAUUGAAGCAUCAGCUAAAGAUAGAAUAAAUGUGAAUGAAGUAUUUGCAACCAUAGUACGCGAAAUGAAUAUGACACAGGAAAAACGCCAGAAAAAGAGUUACUGUUGUUGUACACUUUUAUAGAAAUAUUAAAAAUCGUAUUAAUAUAAAAUUAGCUCAAAAGUGUACGAGUAAUUUGUAUUAUUUCAGUUCAAUAUUUUUUCUGCUCUAAACUACAUUUUUUUUCCAAGGCCAUGCAAAUAUACGUAUGUAUAUAAAUGUUAUUUGUAUAUCUUUAACGAAAGACUGGAAAUUCUUUAAAUUAAUAAUAUAAACCAUUUCCGUCAGUCAUUAAGAGGUUCGAAAAAGUGAAUUCGUAUAAUAUAUUUCUAAAUUCGAAAACGAAUAAUAAAAUUUAUAAAUGUAAGGGAAAUGUAAAUCAAUUAAAGACAAAAUUAACUUCCAACAAA